UUGAUUGAUCCUGAUCAAAUAAUAAUGACGACGAUGAUGAUGAACAUGAAGAUUCAUUCAUUUAAAAAUCGAAAAGCUUCGAUUUAAUCGAAUAUCGAAUAAUGUAUUAUCAUCGAACUAUAGUUUGUUUUUGGUUGAAAAUCAAUUUAUUAUCAUAUGUUUUGUGGUUUGGUUUUCAUUCAUCUUUAUCAACAGUGAUUGGCAACAAAUUGCAACCAAAGAAGAAUUCUCACAUGGCUAAACAUUUAUUUUGUUCACAAAAUUAUUUCGAUUCAUUAAGUUAUGAUGGUCGAUCAUAUCGUUUUACUGUUAAUCGACGUGUUAUACACCCUGAUCGAAAACAAUUUGUUUAUGAUGAAUUUCGUCUCUACUAUGAUGGUGAUAAACAUCGUUUCCAUUAUGAAUUUGAUGAUUCUGCAUCCAUCAAUCGGGCUGAUGUAUUACCACGUGGUGGAUUCUACAUUGAUCAAUUAGGGCUUUAUAUUGAUUUCUAUCGUAAUAUUUCGAAUGGUGAAAAUUUCUUCUGUUGUAAUGAUCGUCGAAUAGCUAUCGAUAACCGGACAUUCGAUUGUAAAGAUCUAUUGUCGUCGUUACAUUCGAAUUGUCACAUUAAUUGGAACGAUAAUUUAAAAUGUAAUAAUUUAAAUCGAAAAUGUCUUACAUCAUCAACAAUUAUGUGUCGAAUAUUUCCCUGUACAUAUGUACAACAUAUGAGUGCCAUACAUUUUGCAACAUUCGUUUAUGACAAGGAACGGGAAAAACCAAUUUACAUUUUCACCAACCGUAGUGAACCAUUUUCAUUAAGUACAAUUCGUGUUUUGACAGAAAAAUCUACACAUUGGUUUUUGAAACCGAUCCAUCAAUUGGAUAAAUAUCGUUAUAAAGGUGCAUUUCAAUGGCGAUCAGUGCUGGGUGACAAUAAAAUUUAUCUAAUGGUUGAGCCAUUAUCAUUAUCAUCGAUCCAUACAAGACGAUCGUUGUUGAUCGAAUUGAUUGAUAGUCGACAAUUUUUAUUGGCAAAAAAGACAAAAUCAUGGCAAAUUUUUUUCGGUUGUGAUGCACAUCAUGAUUAUUUUGAUGCAGAAUAUUCUUCACAAACAACAGCAGAUGAUCAAACAAAACGAACAAGUUUUCUAUCCAUUUAUAUAAUGAUCAUAUUGAUUUCAAUAUUAUCAACAGCAUCAGUUUUGUUCAUAUUUAAUAGCCGUCAAACAUUGAAACAAUAUUUCAAUAAUUGUUUCAUUAUUCGUUGGUUUAAUCGUCGAUGUUAAUUGAAUUCAACAGGAACAGCAACGAUCGACCAAACAAAUGGCAAUAACUUUAGCAUAAAGAAAUAUCUUUAUUUUUUCCCCUUAUAACAACCACCUUUCUAUCCUGUGCAUACCUGGACAAGUUAAACGAUAAGAAAAUAUUCCAGGUGAAAAAAAAUGAUAAUUUAUCGUCUUUUUUUGCGGCCAAAAAAAAUAUAUUAAUGGCAAUUUUAAUUUCAUUAACAAACACAAACACAGCAAGACACUCUAACAUAGACUUGAUUUUUCCUUCUAUCUUAUGACCUGAACACACACACACACACCGUACAAAAAUGUGGCCAUUUCACAUUCCAAGGCUGAUUAAUUAGUUAAUUAAUUAAAAAAGAAAUAUAAUUAACUGUUCCCUUCUAUAUUCAGUGUGGUGGUGGUGGUUUCUGGAACCAAUUUUAUUUCUUGAAAAUAAAAUUUUUACCUGGUCAA
This is a messenger RNA of Dermatophagoides farinae (American house dust mite), 1730 nucleotides long. RefSeq lists its product as uncharacterized. The record is from RefSeq and is a predicted model, not a curated record. NCBI's taxonomy places the organism in Eukaryota, Metazoa, Arthropoda, Arachnida, Sarcoptiformes, Pyroglyphidae.